This is a messenger RNA of Topomyia yanbarensis, 3625 nucleotides long. It is a transcript of the gene M6, whose product is annotated as neuronal membrane glycoprotein M6-a. Bases 460 to 1464 code for a protein of 334 amino acids. The record is from RefSeq and is a predicted model, not a curated record. NCBI's taxonomy places the organism in Eukaryota, Metazoa, Arthropoda, Insecta, Diptera, Culicidae. Gene Ontology annotation, biological process: neuron projection development. Gene Ontology annotation, cellular component: plasma membrane. The transcript is spliced from 5 exons.
AAGAUUAAACGCAGUGAAAAAUAGUGAUGGCGAUAGGUUUUCGUUUGUUUAUAAAGAAAAAUCUUUAAUUUCUCUUCCGUUCUCAAUGUGUUUCUGACGAAACGUAAUACCAGAUUGUAGAUUGACCUGUGUUUCUUGCUUUUGAUUAAAAUAUUUCUUGGAUUGGCUUCACUUCGCUGUGAAAUUGGUGAUUGUUACUCAGGAGCGCCUGCCAAUUGGAAACUCGGAAGGCAUUUAAAAUUUCACUUGACUGAAACGAGCGGAAUUUUAUAUUGACAAACAACGAAACUGAAAAUGGAAACAACACACCGCCGUAUUCGCUUACAACGGUCUUGGUGUGGCGCACUUGAUGGAAUUCUGGAAUAACACAACGACCACGCAACAGUGCAAACAGUGAGUGAAUAUUUAUCGAAGAAGCAACAAGCUUCUGUCAGCGUCCGUAGCUACGACGACCCAACAAUGGGAUCACGAAACCGAGUGCCUUCGCAACAAAUUCGCGACGAUUUUCUGCUCGAGACGAACUUCGAUGAUGACGGAACACUAACCCGGGCCUAUAACACCUUGAACAAUCAGAAUGGUCCCCACGGGAAUCGAGAAGCCGGACAAUAUCCACAGCCGCAGCAGCACAGUAUCAGUCGGAGGAGCCUCGCUUAUCGGUCUAACUUAUCGGUGGAUCGGUACUCUGAUAACACAAUACACGGCCGCAGGUCGAAAGGAGACUGCUGCCGAUCAUGUAUGACCCGAAUACCGUACGCCACGCUGAUCGCAACGGUCAUGUGCCUUAUUGGCGUGGGCAUCUUCUGUGGUACUAUGUACCGCGGUACCUCGCUGGCAAUUAUCAUGCUUGAUCAGGUCUUUCAUCUGCGACUUGUGUGGAUUGAAGCAGUUCAAAUGAUCUUUGUCGUGAUUGGCGCAUCGAUGGGUGCCCUCGGACUAAUGAUACUGUUCGUCGGAUUCCUCGCUACCGGAGCAACUCGGUAUAAAGUCUACCGAGCUUGGGGCUCCCGGGUUGGGGGACGUAUCUCGUGUGCAGUGUUCAUGGGAAUUACGUACGCGCUGAAAAUUGUGUGGAUUUUAAUUUUCUGCUUUCUGGGAAUUGUAACAUUCGUAUUCACCGUGUUCUGGAACAUGUGCGAGAAUCCGAAUGUGCAAUCACACCGUAACUGUAUUGAUUUGACCCAGUUCUACUUUAUGUUCCCAGCUGGAGUGAAGCAAGAAGAUAUGAACAUUUGCGAACAGAGCAAGGUGAAGGCUUUCUGCAAGGACGGCGUCGAAAAGUGUGAAAUCAUGUUCAUCUUGGCAACGGUUAGCUGUAUGCUGAUCAUUCUUAGCUUGGUGCACUAUUUGAUGUGUUUGGCUGCAAAUUACGCCCACAUUCGAGACCACGAAAAGUUCCAGGAGCUGCAGGAGAUCCAGAACCUAACCGAGAUGGAGUAUACGGCUUCGUCGAAGGAUCGGUUUUAGGAUACAGCCCAGGAGAUUUAUAUUGAGCACUGCACCUGAUGAUGAUCGGCAGCUGGUGUUGCUCUACGAGCAGCUUAUGUUUAAGUUUAAUUAGUACACGAUCCGGUAGGUGUAUAGUUCUCUAAGAGCUUUUGUUUGUCAUAAUUUACGCAGCGUUUCCAAAUUUAGUUGUUUUGACUAUUGUUUCUCAGUUUAAGUUAGAGAUUGUAUUCUUACUUACCGGUAUAUGCUUGUCCGUCCAAUUUAUGUCAUUCCAUUACCCACUUCGUUCAUGUCUACUCUGCUCAAUAUAAGUACUCCUGGAUACAAUUAACGUGUUAAUAAUCAUCACCCUGUAAUGUAUUACAUUAAACUUAAAUGAACAAUUUAAGAGCAUAAAAAAUAAGCCAGGCACAAAAAUGCUAGAAAAAUAAGGCUGACAAUAAACCGAAUAUUUAGCCGUAGCCGAUUUAAGAGCAUAAAUAUGAGAAUGGCAAAAGGAUAAGCCAAGCGAAGAAGCGCAACAAAUGCUAUAAUUGGAAAAUAAGGCUGACAAUAAAACUGGCCGUAACCGAUCAUCACAAUGGGUAAAUUCCAGUAUCAGCACAAACGGCCCUAGAGAAAAGAAAACUUUUGAACCGCAUACGAUGUUAGUUAAUAGUAAGCUAGAAUGGAUUCAAAAUACAUCAGCAUUUUUUUGUACUAAACAUAUCUCCAUACAAACGAAAAAAAAAUCGAAUGGCAUCAUCAAAAAGCAGAUAGCAGCUCUAGGAAUUAUUAUUCUUUGAGUGAUUCGUAUUAUCAAGAUAAUUCGACAAUUUCUUGGUCUGGAACAUUCAUCUGUCUUCUCAUGACAAUUUCUCUAGAGUUUUAAAAUGCGCUAGAUUAUUUCUUCGGAACGAAUAUAGCAGUACGAUCAGAAGCAGUAUUAAUUUUAGUUGAAAGGCGAAACUCUCGUAACCAACAGUUGUGUGAAAGCUACUUUAAGAUGCUUAUGGUAUUUUCAAGUCAAGAUGAAUUAUCAAUAAAAAAAAUUAAUUGUAGCCGCAGUUCAACCCACCUGACAAGUCAUUCAGUCUAAUUCUGUAUUAGUGAGUAGCUAUACAAAUCACAAAAGCGUUCCGCCAUAAUGCAGAAAAGACUGUUUGUCUAAAUUAACAAAAAUUGGUCCAUAUAUCAUAGGCCAAGCGCAAAAUUGAUCUUUCGAAAAACAGAAGAAAUAAUUCCGAGCAGCUACUAUACAAGAACACAAUCCAUGCAUGCAAUAGUAAGAGUGAAAUAAACUACCAAGUUGCCCAACCUUAAACACCGUGUGAUAUCGUAGAAACAAUGAGAGAUAGUCAGAAAAGUUCAUAUUUAGUUCACAUUACACAAGAACAGUAGAACAGAAGCUAUUUAUAUAGAGCGCCCCAUCCGCAAAACAUCCUAACCCAGGCAUUUUCGACAACAUUACAAUACUAUUCCUCUAAAUAGAGCGACUCAUUAAGUUCCACUAGGAAUCGAUCUUUUCCAGUCGGUCUAAGGCGAAUGCCAAAAGCACAUUGAAAAUGUUUCUUAACUCGUACUAUUUAACAUUAUCUGUGCAUAUUUACAGCUUUGAUUCAGACGUCACUAUAUACUAACAUUCCUAGGCUUUAAUAUAAAUAUGUACAAUCUAAUACAAAACAUCUCACAAUCAUAUACGUCAUUGUCUAUAAUUGCAUAUAUCAUCAAAACAAUCGAUCCAAUAAUUUUCAUUGAUAAACGUAGUUUACAAACAUCCCACUCAAGUAUUUCAACAGUAUUUGUUACACCUUAACCGUCAUAUCUUUCCAUAGGCGAUCAUUACCAUGUUAUUCUAUUAUUCCAUGUGUGACCGCUUGAUUAACCAAUUAUCGCGCUUGUCAACUGAAACUAUUUUUCCAAUGUCCAUUAGAUGUGAAAAUGCUUUAAUGUUUUUCUCUCGCAUCUGCCAACACUUUACGAACUACAAGUUCAUCGCUUCAUAAAUGCAUUUUUCAUUUCUGUUUUUUUUUGUUCACAUUUGUUCAUACUACUAUUAUCAACUUUGUGGAAAAUGUAGACACUUUAUAAAAAAAUAACGUAAAACUGUUGUAAAAUAAGAUAAAAUAAAGUUUAUUUUUAGGAUAGUAUUCGUCCAUAUACCGGAAAAAUUUGAAUAAAAGACAUUUUAGAGACUGAA